AUGUCUCUAUUAUCCCCUUGCCCUAACGUUAAACAUCGUCUCCAUCUACACACAACGCCUCCGAAUCGGGUUCUGUUGCUUGCGUUCUCUUCCAUCGCUGCUGCUUCUGUUGUCGAGCCAUCUCUUCCCUGCUCGCCGCCGGUAUCCCUCUCGUCUCCACCGGCCGGAGAUCGUUGCAGCCCAAAGGAAAUGGAUGAAACACUAAUAAUUAUUGUGAAUCUGGUGAUUCUUUAUUAA
Lactuca virosa is the source of this 237-nucleotide messenger RNA. Lineage: Eukaryota; Viridiplantae; Streptophyta; Magnoliopsida; Asterales; Asteraceae. The record is from the annotation of a GenBank genome assembly.